GAAGAAACCACUGAACCAGAACCAGCAGCAGCUCCUGAAGUCUCAGAUCCAAAUUCAGCUUCUGUUGAUACUGUGGAAGGUUUUGCUAAACACACUGAGGACAGCGGCAGUAAAAAGACUCGUCUGGACACUGAAAACCCACACGUCGCCCUUUGCCUGGGAGAUGAUGUGACUGCACUCAGCAGUCUCUUUCCUGAGCAGCUCCUGGUUGAUAUCCUGGCAGAAAGAUUUCAGUUAAACGACUGUCACCGUGGAAUAGUGAUUGCCGGCCUGCACUCAGUGUACACUCAGUCUGCAGUGAACGCGCUGCAAGUUGUUCUCAGAGCCCUCAACAAUCGCAAACACAUCUAUGCCGUCAACUUAUCCGACUCGUACGCCGCCCUGAAGGCACGAGAAAGAGCUCAGAGAGAGGCUGAACAUGCUCUGCAGAAAGAGCGAGCAGCCAGGGAGCAGCAGAGGAUACAGGAGCUGGAUGAGGAACAAUUUGAUGCUCUGUCAGAGGAGGAGAAGAGGAGCAUCACCCAGCGACACCUGGACGCACUCAAACAGCAGAAACUCAGGGAGCAGAUGGAGAAAGAGCUGGAAGAAAAAAGGCAACAGGAGGAGAUACAGAGGCUGAGAGAAGAAGACUUGAAGAAGAAGAAAAGGUCAGGAAAGAAGGACCACAAAGAAGUAGUGAAGAAGAAGAGCUUCCUGGAGAGAAAACACGUCAGUUCAUCAGGAACCCCGAAUGGACAGAAAAUGUCUCUCUGUAACAACUCCAGAGAGUCGCUAGUGGAUGCAAAAGAGCAUUCUAAUUCAAAUGAAGUGCAUGCUGGGAAAGAGGCCGAUGAUUCACAAAAGCAGACAGAAGAAACCGAAACAUUGAAUGCAGAAUAUCCUCGACCUACAAGCAAAGUGGAAAAAGAAAAGAAUGCAGAUGCUGCAGAGAUAAAGAGGCCAAUGGAAGACAAGGAACUGAAGAAAAGCAAAAAGGUGAUGGAGAAAGAUACUAAAGAAGUACCGGAGAAGAGAAGCCUGUGUGGUCAAAAGGAGUCAACAGUUUCACCAGAUGAUCUUCGAAUGUCUGAAGCCUCAUCAGUGGACACAAAAGAGCAUUGGAAUUUAAAUGAAGGUGCCAGCAAAUGUAAGAAUUUUAAAGGAACCUUCAUAACCUAUAUUAGCAGUAUGUAUGAAAGAGUAAGCUUAUAACUUCACUUUUUAGCCUUAUAAUUUUAUUGAUGUACACACAUUUUUUUUCAUCG
Molecule: messenger RNA, 1244 nt
Organism: Acanthochromis polyacanthus (spiny chromis)
Lineage: Eukaryota; Metazoa; Chordata; Actinopteri; Pomacentridae
Product: hepatoma-derived growth factor-related protein 2-like
Exons: 9
Coding region: 568-1191 (207 amino acids)
Source: RefSeq, a predicted model, not a curated record